UGAUUGUGCUUGAAGGGCCCGCCUUUACAUCACGUGGUUGCCGCCAGCCGCGCUUUCCUUUGCGGGGUGGUUUGGACUUGGCAACUGCAGUUCUGGGUUGCGGGUUUGUCUCCCUGGGGUUGUCUCGGCCACCGGAGGUCCGUACCAUGGCCCCCGUCGGAAGAAAGCGGAAGGCUGCGCCGGCAGAUACAGUAGACAAGCGCGAGAAACUGGCGGAAGGCCCGGCGGUGGUCAUCGAGCAUUGCACGAGCUGACGCGUGUACGGGCGCCAUGCGGCUGCCCUGAGCCAGGCUCUGCAGCUGGAGGCCCCAGAGCUGCCUGUGCAGGUGAACCCAUCCAAGCCGCGGAGGGGCAGCUUCGAGGUGACGCUGCUGCGCCCGGACAACAGCCGUGCCGAACUCUGGACUGGUAUUAAGAAGGGCCCGCCACGAAAGCUCAAAUUUCCUGAGCCUCAAGAUGUGGUUAAAGAAUUGAAGAAGUACCUUUCAUAAGGACGUUGGACAGGGAGUCCCCAUGCUGAGCUUUCAUUCCCUGGAGAUGUUGAAGCAUUUAUGAUAGUGCAUGGCCAAACUUCAGCUGUGUACCUGAAGCCAUAGUUUCUUCCUCACCAGAAAUGAUGGUUCAGUGGUGAGGCAAGCCCUCCAGCAAGGCACUGUAAGAGUGUUUGGAUUGGUUUAAUAAAAGUUAAAGUAUCUGAGAAUAA
This is a messenger RNA of Peromyscus leucopus (white-footed mouse), 703 nucleotides long. It is a transcript of the gene Selenoh, whose product is annotated as selenoprotein H. Gene Ontology annotation, cellular component: Golgi apparatus. Lineage: Eukaryota; Metazoa; Chordata; Mammalia; Rodentia; Cricetidae. The transcript is spliced from 4 exons. The record is from RefSeq and is a predicted model, not a curated record.